Zea mays is the source of this 800-nucleotide messenger RNA. RefSeq lists its product as uncharacterized. The transcript has 4 exons. The coding region runs from base 180 to 500 and encodes 106 amino acids. Lineage: Eukaryota; Viridiplantae; Streptophyta; Magnoliopsida; Poales; Poaceae. The record is from RefSeq and is a predicted model, not a curated record.
CCCGUGUGAUCCCCUCUCCAGAUCGAUGUCUGCCCCGGUCGUAACCCCCACGGCUCACCGCACGAAACCGCCGCGAGAUCUUGGAGCUCGGCCUCUGUUGAUGGCUACGACUACCUCGCCAACCUCCGCGAGCUCUGUCCCCCUCCCUCUCCUCCACCGGCGGCGGGGGAUCCUCGGCCAUGUUCCUCCCGAGGCGCCGGCCCACGCGCUUCAGCCUCCACGUGGUCAUCAAGUUCAACAUCGCAAACCCGACCAUUAGGUGCCAGAAGAAGCUCGAGAUCGAUGACAAUAAGAAUCUGCAAAGAAAGAUCCCAUUAAUGAGCCUUACAAUGUCGGUGAUGAUUAUAAUAGUGACACUGAUGAAGAUUCAAAGUAUGACGAGGAGGAAGAACUUACAUCUUCUUUUUCUGCUAGAGGGAAUCAAUCACAUGAAUUGGCACCGAGAAAUGGAGAUGUUGAUAUUUGUAAAGGAUGUGCAAUCUGCAAUGAUCAACGCCUAGGACGCUGCCUUAUAUACAUGGUGUACCUGGUACUAGCAAGGUAACAAACUAACUUUUCUUGCUACAUUUAUGGUUUUAUCUCAUCUGCUGUGGUCAAACAUUAAGCCAUUUUUCUGCAUUUAUUUUUGUCGAUCAACAGACUAUGAAUGUACUUGCUGCUAUAAGGAGGCUGAGAUCUGGAUUAAAUUCUAGAACACUGACACCAUAUUGUUUUAUUGAAAUUAAUGGUCUUAAAUUAGCAUCUCCAGGGAAUAUCUAACAGGUACUUCUGCUUGGUGGCAUAAUGAUAAAUAAUUUUAU